AUGGCCGCCAAUGUCAGAGCGCGGCGUCCAGCUUCUCCGCCGCCCGGUCUUCCACAUGUUGUUCCUUCAUCCCACAAAUAUCCGCCAAUACGACAAGACCACCUGAGCGCAGAUGAACGACGUGAAGCGGCUUCCAAGGGGUACGGACCUGGUCAAAGAAGUCAUUCACCAGGUGGUCUCAACAUCACAUCGGGGGAAUGGAAACUGCUGGCGGUUGUCCUUCUAAUUGCAACUGGCGUCAGGAUGUUCCGACUAUCGAAACCAGAUAGUGUGGUUUUCGACGAGGUGCACUUUGGUAAGUUUGCAGCGCGCUAUAUCAAGACGCGGUAUUUCGUCGACGUGCACCCUCCACUUGCAAAGUUGUUGAUCACUGCGGCGGCCUUCGUAUCUGGCUUCAACGGCGAUUUUGACUUCAAGGAGAUUGGCAAGGUCUUUGACAAUGUGCCAUAUGUGGCUAUGCGAAUGGUACCUGCUACGUUUGGAGUCGCAACUGUCCCAAUCGCAUAUCUCACCCUACGAGCCCUCGACUGUCGCGCAACCACCGCACUACUAGCAUCAAUAUUUCUGACAUUCGAGAAUGGACUAGUCACACAAUCUCGUCAUAUCCUGCUGGAUUCUCCCCUCGUAUUUUUCACGGCCCUCACCAUCUUCCUUUUUGUGGGGUUUUCGAAUGAGGACAAGAAAGAACCAUUUAGCACAGAGUGGUGGACAUGGCUUAUUUUGACUGGUCUGUCCCUGGGCGCUGUCGUAUCCUGCAAAUGGGUUGGUCUUUUUACAAUUGCGACGGUUGGUGUGUGCACUAUCCUGCGAUUGUGGCUUCUCUUGGGCGAUCUUCGUGUCAGUCCAAGGAUGUGGGCGAGGCAUUUCUUCGCGCGGGCUCUCUGUCUCAUCUUGAUUCCUAUCCUUUUCUACAUGACCAUGUUUCAGCUGCAUUUCCUUAUUCUUGGAAGCUCAGGAGAGGGUGACGCGUUCAUGAGCUCGGAAUUCAGGCAGACACUGGGGCGCGGGAUGGAGGAUACGUACGCAGAUGUUGCUCUUGGUUCAGAUAUCACAAUCCGACAUCUGAACACACAAGGCGGUUAUCUGCACUCCCAUGCUCACAACUACCCUGGAGGAAGUGCACAGCAACAAAUCACACUUUACCCGCAUAGGGAUGAUAAUAAUCUAUGGCGAGUGCUCAACGCAACAGUUGAUGGCUAUGAACAGUACGACUACGAGCACAAGCCUAUCGUGUAUAUUGACCACGGCUCUCGCAUCAAGCUAAGGCAUAUCGUGACCGACAAGGCCCUCCAUUCGCACGAAGUCCGCCCGCCCGUCUCGGAUGUCGACUUCCAGAACGAGGUUUCAGCGUACGGCUUGACUGGCUUUGUUGGCGACAUCAACGACGACUGGGUUGUUGAGAUUGAAAAGGGCGACAGAAGUGAUAAGGAGUCGAGCAAGCGCUUGAGGACGCUAAGAACGCAUUUCAAGCUCAGGCACCUCAACACAGGCUGCUACCUCUUCUCGCACAAGGUGAAACUCCCUGAAUGGGGUUUCGAUCAGCAGGAGGUCACGUGCAACAAGAACGCUGUCAAGGCCAACUCGUUAUGGUACGUCGAGACUGCUACAAAGCAUCCCCAACUAUCAACCGAUGCUCCAAAGGUCAAUUACAAGAUUCCUGGAUUCUUGUCCAAAUUCUGGGAGCUGCAGCGGGUCAUGUGGACAACGAAUGCUGGAUUGACCGACCGUCACAUGUAUGACUCUCGACCUUUGACUUGGCCUCGUCUUCGACGUGGUAUUAAUUUCUGGGUCAAGGAUCAUCGCCAGAUCUACUUAAUCGGCAAUCCAUUUGUUUGGUGGUCAAGCACGGCUUCGAUCAUCACAUAUAUGAUCGUCAGAGGCUUCCUCCUACUUCGCGCGAAGAGAGGAUACCGCGAUUUUGACAACACCAAGGUUGUCAAGUAUGAUUCCCUCUGUGGUUUUCUCUUUAUCGGGUAUUGCAUGCAUUACUUCCCCUUCUUCCUCAUGGGCCGUCAACUUUUCCUACACCACUACUUCCCUGCGCUGUAUUUUGCAAUUCUACUUAACUGCGCUGUUUUCGACCUCGCCACAUCGACUCUACGGCCCAAGAUUCGGUUACAGAUCGCUGCCGUCCUUAUGGUGAUAGCGGUCAUUACAUACUCGAAGUUCAGUUCCCUGACGUAUGGCGAUCCUUGGACGAAAAAGAAAUGCACGGACGCACAAUGGGUAAAAACUUGGGACUUUGCCUGGUGA
This is a messenger RNA of Suillus subaureus, 2253 nucleotides long. RefSeq names its product glycosyltransferase family 39 protein. The record is from RefSeq and is a predicted model, not a curated record. Gene Ontology annotation, cellular component: endoplasmic reticulum; membrane. Gene Ontology annotation, biological process: protein O-linked glycosylation via mannose. Gene Ontology annotation, molecular function: dolichyl-phosphate-mannose-protein mannosyltransferase activity. The transcript has 8 exons. The coding region runs from base 1 to 2253 and encodes 750 amino acids. Lineage: Eukaryota; Fungi; Basidiomycota; Agaricomycetes; Boletales; Suillaceae.